AUCAGUUGCUCUUGAGCAGUUGGCCAAACAGGAGGUGGGCCACAUUUGUUUUUGUUGUCCACCGCGCAAGUUCAUCAGUCAGUUUCUUCUGUAAUGUUGUCCGCGUGAAUACAAGGAUGAACGAGUACAACUGGACACAGUGGCUCGGAACAUAUUUUUGUGAACGGCGUGAUGAACCGGACGGAUUCGACCAUCAGGGUCAAGAAAAAGUGGACGAGUUCCAAUGUUUGUUGGAUGUAUCGGUGGUGGCCAGAGACCUAAUUGUGGCUUUCGUUUGGCUUUCAAUUCUCAUCUAUACUUGCGGUGUCGCGAAAAACGUUCAACGAACCUACCCACUCCUUCGGAAUCACAGCGCGGUCGUGUCCCGUUACUCGUUGCACGACCUCCGUUGGCUGCUGGCCUUUGCUCUGUUCCUGACUCAUUUAACUGAUCUCGGAGAUGCCCUACUCAUUUGGAAGAGCAACCAUUUGCAAAUCGCAAUCGUGUCGCUUGUUCUGCCCGUCUGCAACGCCCUGGUCGUCGUUCUCUCCUGCGUUUACUUUGAUCGUAUCGAGGUAUGGCAGCAUGGUCUCUAUUUGUUAUGGACGUGCCCGCAUUGGCUAGCCGAAGCCAUUCUCAAUCUCGUUCGUUGGCAUCACUUUCGUGUCAAUGACGUCAGAGAAACGGCCGCCCUCAAAUCCGUGGAAGUGCAGCUAGUCACCACCUGGAUCAAGAUUUUCUUGGCCGUUUUCCUCCUCAUCGUCGAUGCCUCAACAGCAUUCCAGGGGAUGCGAUCAGCAGCUGAACCGAAGAAAAAGGAAAUGCAUCCACCAAAUAAGGACAUGGCGUCAACAAGAUCGCUGGAUUCGGUGUUUGUUUCGACGGGAAAACAACAGCAACAAGCGUUUGCAGGCCAAGCGGACAAAAGCCCAGCAUGCUGCUACCUUCAUGGCCAGUCAAACCUUCUGUCAAAAGCCACCUUCUUCUGGCUAAAUCCACUCCUGAUGGCCGGUUUUUGGACUCCGCUGGAGCAAAAGCAUCUUGGUCCCAUUCCGGAUGAUUACAAAGCUUCCCAACUGAGCCAACAAAUCCGGCGUUUGCUCGACACCAAGACUCCGAACCUCUGGCGAUGCUAUUGGACAUUUUCGUGGCCGGCGAUUUUGCUCGGCGGAUGGCUCAAAUUUCUCGGCGAUUUGGUCGGUUACGUCGCGCCGCUCGGCAUUCAAGUGAUGGUCAACUACGUCGGGACGAAUUCAUCGUCCAGCUCAAUAAAUUCCACGAGUACGAACAACGCGACUGCUGGCGCUCAUUUCGACUACCCAACGGUGACGGAAUUUUUGUCCAACGGCUACAUCAUGGCCGUCAUAGUCUUCCUGUCCAGCUUCUUGCAGGGAACGCUCUCCCAAGCGUCUAGUCACGUCCUCUGCGUCGAGGGCAUCCGGCUUAAGACGGCCCUUCAGUCCUUUAUGUACGAGAAAUCGCUGCGACUCUCGUCGCUAAAUGGAGUGACCGUCGACUCGGACAAAACCGACGAUGAAGAGCAUCCGAAAACGGAAGACUCUGCAACGCUGCAACUCGAUGCCGGAACACUCAGUCAACUCUUGACGGAAGAUUGUGAUAACACCAUGGUCCUCUUGUGCCUCUGUCAUUACCUUUGGGCCAUCCCGCUCAAAUUGGCCAUCCUGUUGUACUUGCUGCACGAGAAGCUGGGCGUCGGCAGCGUCAUCGCCGCCCUGCUCUGCCUCCUCCUGAUGGUUCCAGCUCAAUUUCUAUUAGGACGCAAUAUCUCCCAUCAAAACAAGUCGAGUAUGAGAGAAGCCGGCAGGCGAUUGGCCAAAAUUCACGAAUGGGUGUCGAACAUGAAACUCUUCCGGCUUUACGCUUGGGAACGCUCCGGAUUGAGUCGAAUCCGGGCCGUCAGGCGUAAGGAAUUGCAACACCUUUGGUCCUAUUCCAUCCAGUGGGCGUGGGCAACUUUUCUGACGCAAGCCUCGACUGUAGCGCUGACUUUGCUCACGUUCGUUCUUCAUCCUUUCCUCUCUGCUUCCGGAACGUCCCCUUCGGCCGCUCAAGCUCUCUCGGGAUUGGCACUGAUCAAUCAAUUUACCGUUCCACUAACCAUCAUUCCCGUUAUUGUUCCGGAGCUGAUUGCCGCUUGCAACAGCACAUUCCGACUGAACGAAUUCUUCAGGAAGUCGGACAUUAACGUCCAGCGCCAUCAUCAUCCGAAUCCGUUGAUGGAAUCCAACAGCGUCCAGUCGAAUCCUUCCACCACCACCGAAUCGCUUUCUGUCCGCACGCUGGAAAACAUUGUCGAAGACGAAGAACACCAGCAAUCCAGCAGCUUGGAGAGCUGCUCCGAAUCGGAGAAAUCGGCCUGUUUGGACCAAGAGGAAGAGGUGGCCAUUAGGAUCAGUCACGCGACGUUCAGUUGGCAUCCCAUGGACGUUGACACCAACCAAAGCGAUUUCAAAUUGUCCGACAUCAAUUUGAAUAUCAAGCGAGGCAAGCUGACGGCUAUCGUCGGCCACGUUGGCAGUGGUAAAUCGUCUUUGCUGAUGGCCCUCCUGGGAGAGUUGGAGAUGAAAACCGGAAAUUUGACAUGGUCCUCAUCUGCCAGCAGCCAAAUCGGUUACGUGGCUCAGCGGCCGUGGUUGAUGCACGCAUCUCUGCGGGACAACAUCCUUUUCGGCAACGCUCUCUACGCCAAACGCUACAGCAAAGUGCUGGAAGCCUGCGCUCUGACGCAAGAUGUGGAAUUGUUUCAACAGAGGGAUACGACACUGAUCGGAUCCAAAGGACAAAACGUCUCCGGCGGUCAGAAGGCCCGCAUUUCGUUGGCCAGAGCCAUUUACUCGCCCGCGUCCACGUUGCUGCUGGACGAUCCUUUCGCCGCCCUGGAUCUAGCCGUGGCGCAACACGUUUUUUCGGAGGCUAUCCAGCGGGUUCUCUUGCGCCAAGGAAGGAAUGUCAUUAUGGCAACGCAUCACAUGGAAUACGCUUUGCAGGCGGAUCACGUCAUCGUCCUGGAUUCCGGCAACAUUUUCGUCCAGGGCCCACCAGAAAAAGUAGCGUCCGUCUGGCCGGAAUUAUUGAACCAGUCGAGCCAGUCGGACCAAGACUCGAGUUUGUCAAAAGGAAAUGCCAAGGACAGGUGGAACAUGCUCCGAUUGGUCACGAAAACUGGUUACGUUUUUAAGGCGGGUGGCAGCCGGAAGGAGGACGAAAUCACGAUCCAGCCGACGGAUUCUGAACACGGGCAGCGAUGGAAGCGACGCUCCAGCCGUUUGAAUGCCUUGUCCAUUCACAUGUCGCACGAUCUUCCGCUACUGACGGACGAGAUGACAAUCGACGAACUUUUGCCGGAUGCCGGAAUGUCCUGCCCUUACGGAUCGAAAAAUUUGCGAACUCGCCAUCUCAGCUCACUCAACGGGCCGUUGCCGGAAGCCCUUCCGACCGCACCGUCGCAACCUCGCUCAAUUUCCUUUUCGUUGAAAGGAUCAUCGGCCGCCUUUUCUUCGUUCGUUAAUCGAAGGCGGACGAGAUCGAGGGAUCGAUUUUCCCAACGAUCGAUCAAUCAACCAGUUGUCUCGCUUCAUCCGCUGGCUGAUUCCUCUUGGAAUCCGCAGGGAAGCAGCAGCAGUAACAGCAGUCGAACGGGGAGUAAUUCCAACAACUACAGACCGUCCUUGUUCCGACUUUACUCCACUCCGGUGGGUAAACAUUCAUCGGAAGUCGACGGCGUUGAGAGAAGAAUCAGCGUCGAUAGCGAACAUUCGUUGUUAACCGUUAGGCGAUCACAGCCGGAACAAGAAUCAGCACACCAGCAACAGGGCGUGCAGAGGUUGCUGUCUACUGCCUCGGGUUUCUCCGAAGAAAUCAACGCCGAUCCGGAAGAUUCAGAUCAAGAACGAGGACUUUUACGGGAUCCUGCAGCUGUCGACGAAGAGCGGCAAUACGGUCGCAUACCCCGCCGACUUUACUGGCUUUAUGCGCGCGCUUGCGGGCUCAUCUUAACAUUGAGCUACUUUUGCGGCUCUAUCGGUUGGCAAUGCGCUCGUCUUGCAACCGAUUACUGGCUAGUAGUUUACCAGAUCGAAGCACACGAUUCGUCGUCCUCGGCAGAUAACUUGCCGUACGAAGAUCAACAGCCGCUAGAAAUCUCCGACCAGACGGAGAAGAACAGCAGUUCUUAUUUCUACCUCGGAAUUUACGUCUUGCUGUCUGUCGUAUCUGUCGUAGCGGCCCUCAUGACAAACAUCCUCGGACAGGCGGCCGGGAAUCAGGGUAGGAAGCGGUUGCACGACGAUUUGUUAACCAGUCUGUCACGGUGUCACACACACCUGUUUGACGUCGAACCAACCGGUCGUAUAUUGAAUCGAUUUAGCAGCGAUAUGUCUAUGAUUGACAAGAAACUGGCAACAACUGUUCAACGACUUGUUCAAUUCGUGCUCAUGUGUUUGUCAGCCAUCGUUAUCAACGUUGCCAUUAGUCCGUGGUCCCUUCUACUAGCCCUAUUGAUUGUCAUCAUAUUCUACUUGCUCCAAAGAUUCUUCCGCACAUCUGCCAGAGAACUACAGCGUUUGGAAAGCCUGUCUAAGGGGCCCGUAGUAUCUCAUCUGACUGAAACACUUUCCGGUUUGUCGACCGUACGAGCAUUUGGCCAGCAGCGGCGAUUCUUACAAACCAUGUACGAACAUAUGGAUACCCAUUCGGCAGCAGUUCUAGUCCUCAAUUCGACCAACCGCUGGCUUGGUUUUGCUCUGGAUUCGCUAGGUGCGGCGGUGGUAUUGGUUGCCAUGCUGCUGGCGUUGUUUGUUCACAAAAACCAACCGGAAUAUCUAACUCCCGGUCAAGUUGGCCUCGCCAUCAGUUACACGCUAAUGACGCCGAUCUAUCUUCAGUGGGUCGUUCGUUUUUGGUCAGAACUAGAAAUGUAUUUCAAUGCGGUCGAGCGAGUAUUGCACUACUCUCAUUUGCAACCCGAAAGUGAAUCGACAAGUGAAAGCGCCGUUGUUGACAGCCAAUGGCCGAGCAAAGGUGACAUAGAAAUUGUGCAUCUGUCUGUUACCUAUCACCGCAGUCUAGAGCCAGUGUUGCGGGACCUCACUUUGACUAUCGCGCACGGUCAAAAGAUCGGCAUUUGCGGACGAACAGGCAGCGGAAAAUCGACGCUGGUCAACGCCAUUUUUCGACUUGCCGACACAGCUUCGGGUCAUAUCAAAUUAAACGGAAUUGAUAUUGCUUCGCUAGAACCCCAUUUUCUAAGAUCUCGGUUAACAGCUGUUCCGCAAGACACACUCAUUUUUGCCGGUACUCUCAGAGAUAACUUGGAUCCGGAAAAUAAAAUAGCCGACGAAGAAUUAUGGGCCGCUUUAGAGGCAGUAAACCUCAAAGACACUUUCCGAAACACCGGAUUGGACGGAGAAUUAUUUAAAGGAGGAAGUUGCAGUUUGAGUGUAGGGCAACAGCAGCUAUUUAGUUUGGCCCGGGCUGCUCUUCGACCAUCACCAGUUCUCGUUCUAGACGAACCAAGUAGUGCCUUGGACACAGAGGCAGAACAAACACUACAUCAUUGCCUGGACAAUUUAUUUAAAGACCGAACAGUUAUUCUUGUGGCGCAUCGCGUGUCGAGCUUGAAGAAAUGUGACUGGAUUUGCGUCAUUGAAAGUGGACAACUAGUGUUACAGGGAACACCAGAUCAAGUGCUAAACGAGCUGCCAAUUUUCGAUUAAAAAAUUUUACUGUUAUAUCUUAUAGCUUUAUUUGACCCAACUGCCCAUUAUUCCCAAAGCAAUUUAUUUGUUAUUUAGCAGAUAUUGCGCAAAUGCAACUUUAAUCUCCAUGUUUUUUUUCCAUAAUUGUUCAAUAAAUAGCCAAUAAAGUGGGCAACAAGCCUAUUUAAAAAUGAAAACGUUAAUAAUGAAAAGUUGAAAACUUUCUAAAAUGGGCUUGAUAUUGGAAGUGCCAUCACUAAGACUCUAUGGCAAGCCGUUCGCGUGUAACAUUUUAUACUGUAAAUCUAAAGGUUAUGGUAAGACAAGAAGUAAUGUUAAAUCUAAUGGUAAAUAGCUAUAUGAACGCGAAUGGUUAAAGCGGAACUUUUGACCCGCGGACUUUGAAAGUUGAAACUUUAAGAGUAUGCAUAACACAGGAUUCUUGAUUGCUUUCAAGGAUAUGACGUUAAAUAUACUGCGGUGUGUUCAAUCACAUCUAAAUUGGAAACUGAAGGCGCUUUGAGCAUAUAAUGGAAAGGCGCCAUAUAAA
Molecule: messenger RNA, 6246 nt
Organism: Daphnia pulex (common water flea)
Lineage: Eukaryota; Metazoa; Arthropoda; Branchiopoda; Diplostraca; Daphniidae
Product: ATP-binding cassette sub-family C member 9-like
Exons: 8
Coding region: 117-5714 (1865 amino acids)
Biological process (GO): transmembrane transport
Cellular component (GO): membrane
Molecular function (GO): ATP hydrolysis activity; ATP binding; ABC-type transporter activity
Source: RefSeq, a predicted model, not a curated record